Batrachochytrium dendrobatidis JAM81 is the source of this 957-nucleotide messenger RNA. RefSeq lists its product as uncharacterized. The record is from RefSeq and is a predicted model, not a curated record. The transcript has 2 exons. The coding region runs from base 1 to 957 and encodes 318 amino acids. Gene Ontology annotation, biological process: superoxide metabolic process. Lineage: Eukaryota; Fungi; Chytridiomycota; Chytridiomycetes; Rhizophydiales. Gene Ontology annotation, molecular function: metal ion binding; superoxide dismutase activity.
AUGAAAUUCACGCACAUCUCAGCCUUUACAAUUGUAGCCUUGACCACCAGUGUUCAUGCCAUUUUGCCACAACCCAGCGAGACAAUCGACUCUGUUGAUCCAAGUCCAAGUCCAAGUCUAAAUAGCCAAAGUGUUCCACAAGCAACAGGUGGUCCGGAAUUUCCGAGUACUUCGACAACUCAAGGUCCUGGCGGCAGUCAAGGCGAUCAUUCAAACCAAACUCCUAGAGUUCGUCUAAAAUCUUCCAAGCUCAGUAAGUUUUUAUGUGGUAUUGGACAAGGACGCAAAUCUGGCCAUCGAAAAUACAAAAAACGACCUCAAGAUGGGCAGAAUGAUUCUAUUGAUUUAUUCUUGGAAUCGCUUUUAAACAUACCGCAAUUUUCAGGAUUGGGCUAUCAAGGUGGUGACUACGGACUCGCAGAUCACGUUGAAGAAAAUUCAAGACAACAGCAACUUAUCGAAGUAAUAGCGAAAGGCAUUAAUGCUGAAACAUCAAAGUUUAAAAAACAUUUACUUUCAUUUUCAGCAUAUCUUGGCGAAUACGAAGUAUGGGUCAAGAAUAUUCUAAAUUUCCUUGAUGGAUUUGAAGCCAUUAGUAAACUAUCAUCCGAGUUUAUCAACGGGCUUGGAAAGAUUUUUAAAGAAUUUCUGGAGAUUAUCCAUGUACUUUAUGAAAGUAUUUAUCAAAUACUUGUCAAGUCGUUUGGCUCUGUCGAGACAUUCAAGCAGCAGUUUACAGCAGCAGCUCUUGGUGUAUUCGGAUCUGGUUGGGUGUUUCUUACUUGGACUCCUUCGAGUUCUACCAUGUCGAUCGUGACCACUGCUAAUCAAGAUCAUCCCGAGUUUGCACCUCAGUUUGCAGGUACUGGUGCCAUGACUUUACUUGCUCUUGAUGUCUGGGAACAUGCCUACUAUGUCAAAUACCGCAAUGUUCGUGCCAACUAUGUUGCUGCCUGA